This is a messenger RNA of Aphanomyces invadans, 351 nucleotides long. RefSeq lists its product as hypothetical. The transcript is spliced from 2 exons. Lineage: Eukaryota; Oomycota; Saprolegniomycetes; Saprolegniales; Verrucalvaceae. Gene Ontology annotation, biological process: L-threonine catabolic process; L-serine catabolic process. Gene Ontology annotation, molecular function: L-serine ammonia-lyase activity; threonine deaminase activity. The record is from RefSeq and is a predicted model, not a curated record. Bases 1 to 351 code for a protein of 116 amino acids.
AUGGCCUACCAUGGGCGCAUGCUGGGAAUCCCUGUGAAGUGCAUCAUGCCAACGAUUGCGCCUCUGACCAAGGUCAAGGGGUGCCAAGAGCUCGGGGGCGACUUGGUAUACAUCAACGGGUUCGACCACCCGAACAGUAUUGCCGGCGCCGGGACGAUGGGGAUCGAGAUCUUGAACCAGGUGCACAAGGCCGACGUGAUCAUCGUUCCCGUCGGUGGCGGGGGCCUCAUUGCCGGCACUGCCCUUGCCGUCAAGACGCUCAACUCUUCGAUUCAAGUCAUUGUACGUUUAGCAGACACACACGCGCCUUCCGAACGCAGCUCAGUCGUCGUGGUAAGGUGUGGAACCUGA